This is a messenger RNA of Solea senegalensis (Senegalese sole), 1323 nucleotides long. RefSeq names its product telomerase RNA component interacting RNase (gene trir). The transcript has 3 exons. Gene Ontology annotation, molecular function: 3'-5' exonuclease activity; 5'-3' exonuclease activity. Bases 549 to 1013 code for a protein of 154 amino acids. NCBI's taxonomy places the organism in Eukaryota, Metazoa, Chordata, Actinopteri, Pleuronectiformes, Soleidae. The record is from RefSeq and is a predicted model, not a curated record.
AGUCACCGAGUGACGUUCCAACAGGAAGCUAAACAUGGCUGACGGUGAGUGAUAAAUGGCGAAAGUUAGCUUCAAGCUUCGCUAAAGUCUCGGGACCUUUCAGUUUCUGCUACAGGUAUUUGAACCUUGUAUUGCGUGGUUUAGAUCCACACCGGAACAAAUCACCGAGAACAAGUGAAAUUGUGCGUUGAGUUUGUCCGUUAAAGGCCUCGCCAAAGCGGGCGCUAGUUAGCCAGUAGCCACGUUAGCUGUCUUUGUUUUUGUCAUGGCUUAGUGCUAAACGACUGGUAUCGUGAAGCGUUUUUGACUAUUUUCUCUCUCUUUAGCCGAGUUACCGGGCGUUUAUUUCUCCUUAACUGGACUGUGCUGCAGCUAAACCCCUAAGCCUUGGUUAUAUUUAAGGUGGGGUCUAACCAUUAUUGCAGUGUAUCUUCAUAGGCCAACCUCACAUCAAAGCCAUAUUUAUUUUUUUAAACCGGACGGGCAAAUAUUGUGAGAUUUUUGACAUUCCGGACUGAGCCAGUGUAUGAUUAUUACGCCCUGGAGACAUGGAGCCACACCGCGCACACGGCAAACCUCCAGCAAGCGGCGACGGCAGCAGCGGGGACUCCAGCCCCGCGUCUCCGUCCAGCAGCACCGCACCGGCGGCGAGCAAAGCCUCUGUUCCCGGAGGCAACGCGUUCGCUAAUGAUGGCAGCUUCAUGGAGAUGUUCAAGAAGAAGAUGGAGGAGGAGCAGAAAAGAAAAAAAGAGACGCCGCAAAGUGGAGAUGGGAGAGCCACAGAACAAGGACAGACAUCAGUGGAGAGGAAGCCCCCUCCCGUGACAAGCUUUGUGGGGAAGCGCCGAGGCGGUGUGUUCCUUAAGACCGGUGUGGUUGCAAAGAAGCAGAAACAGGACUCGGAAGCUGUGCCUGGCAAGAGCGAUGCCUGGUCAAAGUACAUGGCUGAGGUGAAAAAGUACAAAGCCCACCAGUGUGGUGAUGACGACAAAACCAGGCCUCUGGUCAAGUAGUCCUCACGAGGUGGACGUGGCAAAGUUGAGAGGGGAAAACCACCUGAAAGAAGCUCUGCGAGGGCCGGUCAAUCCUGAUCACCUCAAGCUGCCAGUUACCCCUCACAUCUUUCUCAAACAGACUUGACACUUUUCUUUUUUUUGUAUUGUUUUUCUUUUGUGUAUUUGUCAAACAUUAUGAUCUGGUGUCAGGUGUUUUCAAAAACUUGACAUACAUUAUGUCUUUUCAAAUUUGUCAUGUCUACUUUAUGUUUAGAUUUCCUAUGGUUUAAUAGCCAAUUUAAGGUUUCAAUUAAAUCAACACUGCCCA